AGGAAGGCUUGUUUCGUUCUUCAAUUUCAUAAAAGAAUUUCCUAACGAGGGCGAGCUAGCGAGAUUUACAAUCAACGAUUGGAACAAAUAUUUUGAAGAAGCAAUAAAAGGUAUUUGUUUCCACAUUCUGUGAACAAGCAACAGCAUUCUACAAAGGAUUUACUGUAACAAAAAUAGCAACUUUUGAGUGGGAGCAGCUGAAAAACGCUCAGCAUGCAAAUUGUAUUAGGAAACAGAAAAUAUUGGAAUGGAGAUGCAGAUUGGAGACCGUGAGAAUAGCAUUUGAAAUUGAAUUGAAUAAUUAAGUAUUUGAUUUCUUUAUUAAUAGCCGUAUCCCUUUGGCCUGCGAAAAGGAGAAACAUAUUUCGAUCACAUUCUAUCUUGGCUGCCUCAUAUUAAAAACAACAACAACGCAAUAUUGAUGGUGUAUGAAGAAAUGAUUAGGAGUCCUCAUGAAAAAACAAGAGAGUUGUCACAAUUUCUGGGAGUUGAACUAUCAAAUGAUGAAAUCAAUGACAUAGUUGAAAAAUGUUCAAUUGAUAACAUGAGAAAAUCUGAUAUGGCAUCGAAAUCAGAAGAUGCAAUGUUUCGCCAUUCUACUAAAAUGUGUAUGACAGGAAUUAUUGGCAAAUGGAAGAAAUAUUUUACUGCUGAGCAAUCUAGUAAAAUAGACAGACAAGUGGAAGAAAAAAUAUAAGGAAGAGGAAUUAAUUUUAUAUAUGAAUAAGUUUUAUCAUUGAAACACUGAUCUUGCUUAGGCUAAUUGGGCUAAACUAAUAUAUGACAUAAGUAGAC
Molecule: messenger RNA, 795 nt
Organism: Styela clava
Lineage: Eukaryota; Metazoa; Chordata; Ascidiacea; Stolidobranchia; Styelidae
Source: RefSeq, a predicted model, not a curated record